AUGAAGACUAAUGGACAUAUGAAAGGUGGAGGUGAACUCAAAGGUAAACAAGGAGGUGAAUACUACCAGACCUGGGCCAAUUACUUCAUAAGAUUUUUCGAAGAAUAUCACAAAAACGGAAUUGGUUUUUGGGGUGUCACUGUACAAAACGAGCCCACUUCCGGUCUUAAUCCCGACUAUGGAUGGCAGACAAUGUAUUUUAGCGCUGGCAUGGAAAGAGACUUUGUAAAAAAUCUGUUAGGUCCUGCGUUGAAAGCAUCUCCAUACGGCAAAAAUCUUCAGUUGAUGAUCAAUGAUGAUCAGCGAUACAACCUACCAGAAUGGGCCGAUACGAUUUUGAGUGAUGCCGAUGCUGCUCAGUACGUUUCUGGCAUAGCCAUCCAUUGGUAUGAGGACUUGGAAGUACCUGCUUCAGUGCUAACAACUACCCAUAAUCGCCAUCCGGGCUACUUUAUGCUGGCCACAGAGGCCUGCAAUGGUUACCUUCCCUUACAGGGCUCACCCAUACUAGGCGAUUGGGGUCGGGCUGAAACAUACAUUGAAGAUAUCAUAACUGACAUAACGAACUAUGUAGCUGGCUGGAUGGACUGGAAUCUCUGCUUAGACAUGCAGGGCGGACCUAAUUGGGCAAAGAAUUUUGUGGAUUCACCAAUUAUAAUAAACGCAACUGGGCAGGAGUACUAUAAGCAGCCGAUGUGGUAUGCGCUGGGUCAUUUUAGGUAA
Molecule: messenger RNA, 723 nt
Organism: Strongylus vulgaris
Lineage: Eukaryota; Metazoa; Nematoda; Chromadorea; Rhabditida; Strongylidae
Source: the annotation of a GenBank genome assembly